Vigna umbellata (rice bean) is the source of this 1485-nucleotide messenger RNA. RefSeq lists its product as uncharacterized. Lineage: Eukaryota; Viridiplantae; Streptophyta; Magnoliopsida; Fabales; Fabaceae. Gene Ontology annotation, cellular component: mitochondrion. The record is from RefSeq and is a predicted model, not a curated record.
CACUCACCGAAGAGAAGCCGCCGCCUUCUUCACCGCCACCGUUCCUAUUCUAGCUAAAAUUCUCCAUUGUUCUCGCUCUCACUCUCUUUCUCUCUCUGUCUAUCUCUCUCGCAUACAUACACAAAGCACGGUGCUAUCCUCAGUGGAACAACGUUGUAUCAAUCUCAAAGAAGUAAAACCACACAGAAACAAUGGCUGGUGGUCGAUUCCGCGAACUGAUGAAGAAAUAUGGCAAAGUGGCUCUCGGCGUUCACCUGAGCGUUUCCACAGUUUCCAUUGCCAGUCUAUACGUCGCCAUAAAGAACAACGUCGACGUCGAAGCCAUUCUCGAGAAGUUCCACAUGGGUGCCGUCUCCGACCAGAAAAACCCUAACCCUAACGACGAAGACGCCUCUCAACCUCCUAAGAACCGGACGGCGCAGCUCGCCGCCUCCGCUGGCGGAGCCUUCACGCUUGCGAUCCUCUGCAACAAGGCGCUGUUCCCCGUGCGCGUUCCCAUCACCGUCGCGCUCACUCCCCCAAUCGCAAGGUUCCUGGCGCGGAGGAACAUCGUCAAGAGCGGUGUUUGACCUGGAUUCGGUGCGUGGUGUAUUCUUCUUUCUUGUGACGCGGAUCGUGAGAUUAUAUUUAUAUUAGUAUACCUUGUUGCAUGGAUGGGUUUUUUGAGACCUGAAAGUGGAAUAACAAUAGGGUUUUACUUUUCUAAGAACUAGUUUUUCUGCUUAAUAAAGGUCCUGGUAUAUACUUAGUUUAAUUCAUUGGGUUGGCUGGAGUAAUCGAGUGGACAAAACUUACGUGCAAUUCUAAAAGGUCAUUUUGAUAUUGUUCUAUCAUCAGAAUGGGAGUCUUAGUUGGAAAGAUAUACACACAAAAACUAAUAUAAGUGUGAUGAUUUUGAGGGAUAGGUUUGUGUGUAUCUCUCAUCAACUUAACUUACCCUGUACUAGAGAGGAUACACUCUCCUUAUGUAAAACUUUUAUUGUGCAACUCAAUGCAAACUUUUAUGAUGCAAAUUGCCAACUUAAAGUUCCAUUGAUGUUAGAGGUUAUCGCCAAAGGCACUUACAAAAUUUAGUCUGUUUUAUCCUUUCAAAAUUUUCUAAUUGGUUAAAAUUACGUUUUUAUACUUUGUAACAGUGAGAAUGAUGAGACAUGUAACUUGUGUCUAGUUCGUUUUCAUGGUUUUAGAAGUAAAAUUGGAAUAAGGAAUAAAAUUUUGAAUUAAUGAAUUUGCUUUUCCACAUAGCAUUGUUUCAGGUAAAUAGAGAGGGAAGAAAGGGAAAAGAAGUAGAUGGGAUAGAAAUACCAAAUCAGUGUAUAGGCUUAGGUUUAUUUGUGAUGAGAGCUGGAUAUAUGGUGAUUUUUUAUCCCAAGAAUGUGGAUAGUUUAGUGGACAUGAUUAUAAAGAUUAUUUGAUCGUUACGGGUAUAAGAUCAUUUGAUUGCUACUUGAUUAACCCUAAAGUAUUGUAUUUUGAGUUUAAACU